Molecule: messenger RNA, 1817 nt
Organism: Arachis ipaensis
Lineage: Eukaryota; Viridiplantae; Streptophyta; Magnoliopsida; Fabales; Fabaceae
Source: RefSeq, a predicted model, not a curated record
GUUGUUGAAAUUGUGGACAGGUACGACAUUGAAUGUAUACCUGAAGAACUUAGAAGUAACAAGCUUUUGUAUAUCACUGAUGACUCAAUAUCCAAAAACUGUUCAAGGUUCUUGAAGUUUACAGGAGCGACAGAGGAGGGAGGCGGUGCAAGUCUAACUCGAAAGAGAGAAGGCAAAGGUAGAGGCAGCAGAGAAGCCAAAAUCUGCAACCGGAGGAAGAAACGAUGUGGCUGGGUUCAACAGCGGUGUGGCGAGAAAGGCUGCAUUGAAGAUGGCAAGGAUAGAGAUGCAGAGGCAGUGACAAGGACAUAUACACGAUUGACGAUUAUUACAAGAAGGAAGAGAUGGAGGUAGAGGGUGGAGGCAAAGGGGGAGACAGAGAAGGCAUCUGAAAAUAUGAGGGCUAAUUUUUGAAAUCAUGAAAAUAAAUUGAGGACAAAGAUGGAAAAUUUGUCUUUGAAGUACUGUCCCCACGUCUAAAAUUGUGUCUCAACAUUUUGGCUGCACAAAGAUUAAUAAGAAAAAUGAAAAAGUAGAAUUUUAUUUUUAAAAAAGGAAUGGUGGGAGGAAGGAGGAAGAAGAGAGGCGGAGCCACGAAGGUGGAGACACGGUGCCAGAUCUGGAGGGAAGAGGAAAGUGGGCUAAGGCAAAGAGGAAGAAGAAAAGGCAGAUGCAGAGAAGAGGGAGGUGGCAAUUGUGAUGGUGAUGGAGGUGAGGCUGUCUCUAUGAAGAAGAAGAUUGGAGAAGAAGAUGAUGUUAUGAAGAGGAAGGUACCUAAGUCAAUGAGAGCACCAAUUUAUAUCUAUUAUCAGCUGGAUAACUAUUACCAGAACCACCGUCGGUAUGUCAAAAGUAGAAAUGAUAAGCAACUGCUACAUGGACUUGGAGACAAUAGCACCAGUUCUUGUAAACCUUUAGAGUCCUCUGGUGAUCUUCCAAUUGUACCUUGUGGGUUGAUUGCAUGGAGUGUGUUCAAUGAUACAUUUAAGUUCAGCAGUGGGUCAUCAGAGUUGAAAGUCAAUAGGAAGAACAUUGCAUGGAAGAGUGAUCGCAAUCACAAAUUUGGAAAAGACGUUUAUCCAUUUAAUUUUCAGAAUGGGCCCUUGAUUGGGGGUGGAAAACUGGAUCCAAAUACUCCUCUUAGUGACCAAGAAGAUCUCAUAGUUUGGAUGCGGACUGCUGCACUCCCCAGCUUCCGGAAGUUGUAUGGUAGAAUUGAAGAGGAUUUGGAUGCAGAUGAUGUUAUAGUAGUCCAGCUAAUGAAUAAUUAUAACGCAUACAGUUUUGGUGGGAAGAAGAAACUUGUUCUGUCAACAUCAAGCUGGCUAGGUGGGAAGAAUGACUUCUUUGGAGUUGCUAGUUUAUUUAUCGGCACCUUUUGUAUGUUGAUCUCCAUUGUCUUCCUGUUGCUUCAUGUGAAAAAUCCUAGUUUUCAAAUUACUAGUAUCAAUAAACAACAGUGUGCCAUCAAUGUAUUAAUCAAGACCUUAUGGAGACGCAAUGUACACAUCUUGGAACAAGAAAAGCAGUUCCAGCUGAUAAGGCACACUUAUUCGAGAUAGGUACUAUUUUUCCUAAAGGAUGACUAUACUAUAUGCCGGAGUGCAAUAACGAUCUCGAGAUUUCUAUCUGUUCAUGUUGAAUUUUAUUGAAAUGUUAACAUUCUUUUGGUUGAAUCAAAUUUUUAAGAGAAAGAUAAAUUGAAAUAGAGAGGGUAUUCAGUAGAUGAUAAACUUAAGAGAAAAAGUGAAAAACACUGGGUUAUAUUACUCUUCAUCAAAAUGCCCAUGUCUUACUUAAAAAAGUAAUUAUAUUCA